Messenger RNA from Seminavis robusta, 1185 nucleotides. The record is from the annotation of a GenBank genome assembly. Lineage: Eukaryota; Bacillariophyta; Bacillariophyceae; Naviculales; Naviculaceae.
AUGGACAGAAGACCAAGGAAUGCUGUUGCUGGACUCCUCAUGCUGGUCCUUGGCGUUGUCGUGGUUGCGUUGACGCAGACCAAUAAUCCUUCCUCUGCUACUUUCGAGCUGACGGCAGGAGAAAAAGAUGGUGGUGAUGAAACUCCUCCCAUGGUGAGACGAGAUCGAAACUUGGACGAGAACGAAGGGACGACAGCUCCCACUACUGCCACUGAGAGCAGUACCACAGCUCCCACUACUGUCACUGAGAGCAGUACCACGGGUCCAUCGCAGGCCCCACCGACUUGGUCGCCUACCCGUUACCAGGGACCCAAUCCAUGUGAAGGCAAACGCCCCGAUCUUCCUAACGCUCUCUGCUUCGUGGAGGGUAUCCCCCAAACGGGCGAGCAAGCACCCGCGAACGUAACGGAGGGAUAUUUGGGACUACGAGACACGCUUGGUGUUGUUCCUGUCACGGUUCCAUUUUGGCAGGUGGCAAGCUGUCCGGUCGGUGUCUAUUGGAAACUAGGAGCAGAGCAUUACUCGUACGGCGAAUACGAUGAAACUGGAACGGGUCCAAUGGAGGACGCCAGCAGCGACGACGUACGACAAGGGUACCAAUGUCAACAUUACGAUGCUUCCGAUCCUAAGUUUACCACGGAAUUCGACUGGCAACACUGUGACGGCAUGACGGUGGGUCAAACCUAUGAGAUCCAAUGGCCCCAUUCCGCGGCCGGUGCCUGUGGGACCAUUUGGCAAUAUCAGCAUCCGUUCUUGGAUGGUGUCUUUUGUCGCGAUAGCGUCUUGGUGGAUACCGCGGCGGAGUUAGGAGUACAAGCACAAGUCUUUACAGUCGUCAAUGACGACUCGUACUACUAUCACGAUUUGAUGCGGGGCAUGAUUGUGGACGAAUAUUCGGACCGUGGCACCGAUGUGGCCAUGUACACGGGAUCCUAUACCCUCGGAGGGGGACUCGACAAUACCGUUUGUUCCCAAUUUACUCCAUUGACGUGGCACGUGGAUCGAAAAUGCCACUUGAUUUCGGCAUCUUCCAUGGACAAACUGUGCGAGGAUAUGAAACGACAAAGCGAUGAUUUCAUUACGGGCGUGGCACUGUCCCCCCAGAGUGCUCGGGAGUUGGUGUCGGACAACUUGGCAGCCAACAAUCAAGUGAGUGGUGGUGCUGGUACAGCCAUUGGCAAAUAG